GAGGCUAGAAUUCGUUUGCGGGGAUCAACAAUCAACAGGCCCAAUGAUUCAAAUGAGUUGCAAGGGCAAUAAAACCCUACUGCAAUCCUCCCGUUCUUUUCCCUUCACAUCUGCGGCGUUCCAAAACCCCACCUACCAUCUAUAUCCAAUCGCAAUUAAAUUAAAGAGAAGUGAAGAAAAUGAGCAGAGGUGGAGCAGCUGGGGCCGGUGGAGCCAAGGGGAAGAAGAAAGGAGCAACGUUCACGAUUGAUUGCUUGAAGCCGGUCGAAGAUAAGAUCAUGGACAUUGCCUCUCUCGAAAAGUUUCUUCAGGAACGCAUCAAAGUCGGUGGCAAGGCCGGAGCUCUUGGUGAUUCCGUUACCGUCACCCGUGAAAAGUCCAAGAUCACCGUCACCUCCGACUCCAACUUCUCCAAACGAUAUCUGAAGUACUUGACAAAAAAGUACUUGAAGAAGCACAAUGUGAGGGAUUGGCUUCGGGUCAUUGCUUCCAACAAGGAUCGUAAUGUUUAUGAACUGAGAUACUUUAACAUUGCUGAGAAUGAAGGUGAGGAUGAAGAAUAGAUUGUAUCGGUUUGUUAUUUUCAUACCCCUAUCUCUAAUUUUUUUCCUCUUUUUAGUAAUGUUUCUUACUUGAUCUAGGGUUUCUUUUGAAUGUUUUGGAAGUUGAAGACAUCCAAAUUUUGUUAAAGCUAUUUGCCAUUUUCAAGAUUUUUUUUGUUGAAACAAGAAUGCUUGCCUUCAUUAUAUCGGUCUUUUUUUUUUU
Hevea brasiliensis (rubber tree) is the source of this 765-nucleotide messenger RNA. Its product is annotated as 60S ribosomal protein L22-2. Gene Ontology annotation, biological process: cytoplasmic translation. Gene Ontology annotation, cellular component: ribosome. Bases 180 to 563 code for a protein of 127 amino acids. The transcript has 3 exons. NCBI's taxonomy places the organism in Eukaryota, Viridiplantae, Streptophyta, Magnoliopsida, Malpighiales, Euphorbiaceae. Gene Ontology annotation, molecular function: structural constituent of ribosome; RNA binding. The record is from RefSeq and is a predicted model, not a curated record.